Messenger RNA from Racocetra persica, 485 nucleotides. The record is from the annotation of a GenBank genome assembly. Lineage: Eukaryota; Fungi; Glomeromycota; Glomeromycetes; Diversisporales; Gigasporaceae.
UCCUUAUCUGCGUCAACGACAUACCUCCUCUCAUAGCCGCUGUCGCACCACCAAUCCUUAAACUAUGUGCCGUAAAACGACCCCUAAUUCCUGUAUACUCUAUCAUAUGCUUUACCACCGCUGCAACUGCUGCUACCGACAUUCCCCCACCGUUAUUCGAUAAAAACAAGGGCCUAUCCUCUACUAAUUUACUACCCGUAGGCUCAACCGGCACAAACCUACCAUUCGCAAAAGGGUCGUUCUUAGCUUUUCUUACCCUUAAUCACAACAACCCGAUCUUCGUUCCACAUCCUUCAACCUCAAUUCACACAACUCUCCCGGCCUACACAUCGUACAAAAACCUAUUGACACUAAAGCCAAAUUCCUACACCACAUUAUCGGGUCCACGUUCCCUUGAGGACUAUCAUGCAAUCGUCUUAAUGCCUCCAAUGGGAACGGACCCCGAGGCCAUUCCGAAUCGUGGUCCUGAGCUUUCAACAACUUGA